Messenger RNA from Paramacrobiotus metropolitanus, 694 nucleotides. RefSeq names its product 26S proteasome complex subunit SEM1-like. The coding region runs from base 201 to 515 and encodes 104 amino acids. Gene Ontology annotation, biological process: double-strand break repair via homologous recombination; mRNA export from nucleus; proteasome assembly. The transcript has a single exon. Gene Ontology annotation, cellular component: proteasome regulatory particle, lid subcomplex; proteasome complex. The record is from RefSeq and is a predicted model, not a curated record. Lineage: Eukaryota; Metazoa; Tardigrada; Eutardigrada; Parachela; Macrobiotidae.
UACAGUUUUUUCAGUUUUCACUUUUCGGUUUCCCGUCUCGUGUCGUACAUUACAGUAUCUGUGUAUGAUUUUGAUAGCGGGAUUUUUUCAUGUUUUGAAAAUUAUACCGUUGGGUUUUUACGAAUUUCAGCUAGAAUUUGAUCUCCGAAGAAUCUUUAAUACAUCACUCGCUACCAGCAUUCCCUCUACGUAUUGACACCAUGGCUGAUAAGACGAAAGAAUCGAAGAAAGACGACACCACCAAGGACGCCAACGCCACAGGCGACACCGAGCCCAAACGGUCCCGCGUCGCCGAUCUGCUCUUCCUGGAUGAUGAUGAUGAUUUUGAGGAGUUCCCCCAGGAGGACUGGGGGAAGGCCGACGAGAACAAGGACGACGAGAAGGCCACGGCCUGGUCGGAGAAGUGGGACGAUGAUGAGCUGGAGGAUGAGUUCAGCAAGAAACUGCAGGCCGAACUGGAGAAAAUGAAGACCACCCCCAAGGCCCCCGCGGGGACGGUGCCCAUGUCCCAUUGAUCAGCUGGAUCUGGUGGUUUUGGGUAGUUUCUAAUAGUUGGAGGAGCGAUGGGUCGUCUCUGCUUGACGAUCUCGCGCAGGUUCUCGAAGUUAGUUGAUGGCCUAGUGGUUUUGAGCAACAGUGGAAUUCAGUGAUGUAUGUCGUUUAUAUUAUACCAAUAAAUGCCAGAACGCAGUGU